AUGUCGGAUUGUGCGCGAGAUCGUCCUCUCUUCGAUCUGAACGACACUAUAACACUUCAACUGCUUGAAAAACUCGCUAACUUUCGCAGUUUCUAUGGACCGAUUCAUGGUUAUAUCUGUGUGGGGUUAUGUGUGUUCGGUAUUCUCACAAAUCUGGUUCAUGUACUCGUAUUAUCCAGGCCGACGAUGCGAAACUCGGCCGUCAAUUGUAUUCUGACGGCAGUGGCGGUGUGUGACAUCGGCACAAUGGUAUCAUAUCUCAUCUACAUUGUUCAUUUUGUAAUAUUAAAAGAUAAUAAUUGUUCACCUCGUUAUACACAUGGAUGGAUGCAAUUCCUUCUAUGGCAUGUCGUUCUCAGUAUUACAUUGCAUACAACAUCACUCUGGCUUGCAGUAGCUAUGGCAUUCCUCAGACGAAUGACAUUACGUGUUGCUCGAUUGAACAGCUUCUGGCAACGACCGCAAUUUGCAUGGAAAAUCUGUUCUUUCAUCUAUGUUGCUGUUCUUGUCUUAUGUUGUCCAAAUAUGUUUGUUCAUGAAAUUAUUCAAUUACCAUCCGAUGCUAAUUGGCGUCCAUCAGAACAAUGUGCAAAUGAAUAUCCUCAAAAUUAUUCUGAGACAAUAUACACUUUUGCUAUAAGUUCAAGUGCUGUUGCAAAUAAUUGUCGAUUGUUCAAAUGGAACAUUUGGAUGAUUGGAAUUGUUUUUAAGAUUAUUCCUUGCUUUCUGUUGCUACUUCUUUCUAUCGGACUUGUUAUGAAGAUUCGGGAUGCUGAACGUCAUCGACGAAAACUUACAAAUGGCAGCAACAUGACAACUGAUGCCAAAUCAGCCAAGAAGAAAACGCAUAAAACGGACCGAACGACAGUUAUGUUGGUAGUCAUCCUUAUAGUAUUUCUGAUAACUGAAUUGCCUCAGGGCUUGAUAGCCAUACUGUGUGCAAUCUAUACAGCGGAUGUUCAUAGGUUUUUAUAUUUCUAUUUGGGAGAUAUAUUAGAUCUUCUAUCAUUGCUCAAUUCAUCUGUUAACUUUAUAUUAUAUUGUUUGAUGUCAUCAAGAUAUCGUCAAACAUUCUGGACAGUCGUAUUACCAACUCGUGCAUAUGCAUUGGUUAUGAAAAGAGCAACAACACCAAGUAAUUUUAAUUUUUCACAAAUUCCUAUGCAAAGAAAGAAUAGCAAUAAGAUCAGAAACAAGGAAUAUACACCAUUGGCAACGGACGAUAUUAAUCUCAGGGAAUGUCCAAGUCCACUUUCCGACAGCGAACGGGUUGAGCAGCUGUGA
Messenger RNA from Auanema sp. JU1783, 1284 nucleotides. The record is from the annotation of a GenBank genome assembly. NCBI's taxonomy places the organism in Eukaryota, Metazoa, Nematoda, Chromadorea, Rhabditida, Rhabditidae.